Molecule: messenger RNA, 4840 nt
Organism: Macrobrachium nipponense
Lineage: Eukaryota; Metazoa; Arthropoda; Malacostraca; Decapoda; Palaemonidae
Product: cardioacceleratory peptide receptor-like
Exons: 8
Coding region: 662-1762 (366 amino acids)
Biological process (GO): G protein-coupled receptor signaling pathway; cellular response to hormone stimulus
Cellular component (GO): plasma membrane
Molecular function (GO): G protein-coupled receptor activity; peptide binding
Source: RefSeq, a predicted model, not a curated record
CGGGCGGUCCACGUGGUUACUUCUUCCCCCGACUGGGAUUCUCAUCUCUCGCGGAGUGAUGGGCUUUGACAGUACUCGAUCAUUUUUUUCGUUCGUGUUGUACUGGAGAAUGAGAGAGUGAGCGGACAUCAACGCGCGUGGUUAGCGAAAUAAAUUGACAAAAUGUGCAAAUGACAGAAAGUCUUUCGUGAAACUUUGUCAUGAGUUUACUACGACGGUGGUCAGAAAGAUUCCUAAAUAAUCAUAAUUAUAAACACUGAUAUCAUAAUUUCAAAGUGAUGUUGUCACGAUGACUAUCUUCAUGGAACUAGUCUAGAUUGUGCCUUUUUUUUUUAACAGCAAAAGAAUAUUAAUGUUGUGAGUUCUACCUUUAAAAAACUUCAUAUAUGCAUGACCUGUAGCUUUGUAGUACCAUGGGGAAACUUAUCAGAGAUACAUCAUCACGCAACGACACCGAAUCCUCGCACCGAUCUCAGGACACUUCUUCCAGGGAAACGGAUUUUGAAGGAUGGUCCAACACAUUUCUCGGGGUGUUGGAAGACGUAGCGUUCAACCCUCAUGCGAAUGCGAGCGAUGAGGUGGUUGGCAACAUCUACGAAGGUGCAGAAAUAUCCCUGGGGGGAGGAGGAGGAGGAGGAGGAGGAGACCUGGGGACCCACGGAUGGCCAAUGGGUCCUCCUUCAUCCUACCCGGUCUACCCGCCUCCCUUCAACGCCACCACGCGAGUCAACGAUACGAUCAUUAUGUCCAGUGCUCCAGACGUGCUGGGCCCCGCUUACCACAAGCAGCUCAGGAAGGAAUUCUCGGCAUAAUGUUCGUCGUUGCUUUAAUUGGCAACACUUUCGUCAUGGGGAAACUGCGCCAAAAAUGGGCUAAGCGAGGACGCAUGACUAUCAUGAGCUUCAAUUUAACCUUGGCGGACCUACUGGUGGUUCUCAUUACCAUACUUGGUCAACUUAUGUGGGAACUACUGGACAAGCAGUGGUACUUAUCCAACGGAGCUUGCAAACUGUAUAAAGUGGCUUCGACCUUCGCCAUUACCUCCAGCAACUACAUGUUGGUGGCCAUUGCUAUAGACCGACACGAGGCUGUGGUGCGCCCUCUUAACCCUUUCAUUAGUGCCAAGAACCUCGCUCUGGCUGCCUGGGCUGUCAGCCUGCUGCCGUCGCUUCCAAACUUCUUCGUGUUCUUCAGAUACGAGCAUCCUGUGAAGGGGGAGUUUUGUGUAUCAAAAUUCUACACCGAUGACCUCGACCUGAACUUUCGGAAGGUGUACCUGAUGAUGGUCCUGGUGUUGGUGUUCAUUUCCUGCCAAGUGUUUGUACUCAUAUUUUACCUCAGGAUUUAUUUCACCAUCUGGAGGAAGUCUUCCUACUUCAAGAGAGGUCAGAGUGACAGUCGUCGCACAAACAGUAUACUGCCUAAAGCCAAAACGAAGACUCUAAACAUGACGAUCACCAUAGUAGCUGCCUUUUAUAUUACCAACACUCCUUACGUCAUACAGGAGUUGGUUAUGGCUUUCGGUGACGUAAACAGCUUCAACCCGGAGACCGUGGCGCUCUUUGGAAUCAUUUCUGCUUCGAACUCCUGCGUCAACCCCUUCAUCUACCUGUUCUUCAGCCCAAAGAGCGAAACGAGGUCACCGGAGAGCUACAGGGUGACCUUUUCCAGGCGAGGUAACACCCUCAACGGACAACAGAAUGACAGUUCCUCCACCAGGGUAUCGCUGACCUCCACUCACUCUCACAAGACCAGGAGAUGAAACAUCACUCGAGGUCCUUCCUCAAAGCACUCCAAUCAAAGGAUAUAGACUUUUUCUCCUUCCUCAAAACAUGCCAAUCAAAGGAUAAGUCUUUUAGUCUUUUUCUCCUUCCUCAAAACAUUCCAAUCAAAGGAUAUAGACUUUUUCUCCCUCCUCAAAACAUGCCAAUCAGAAAAUACAGCAUAAUCAGAAGUGGCACAUCCACGUGUUCAAUCUCCCUAAAACUCUUCAAAGAGGGAGUGCUCUCAUAUGGUGGAAAUAUGUAAAUAAAUAGUAUCAUUACAGAUUAAUUAGUGUCAUGUUCAUAGAUACUCGCUUUAUGACUGUCGUGAGCAGUAAAGUGGUGUUCUAUUUGUACUUAAAGGUAGCUCUAAUAAGAGGAAAUUAUACCAUGCCAGUCAAAUAGAAAAUCAAAAUGGUAUCCCAAUUACUCGAAUGGGUCAAUACUGAUAAGUGUCAGCUUAAAUUAUGGAAUAAUAAAACAAGCAAUCUUCUGUACAUUCCAAUCUUCGUUUUGACCGAUUAACCACCCCAGAGGAAAUAAGAUAUCAGCAAAAGUGUACCUGGUACUUGCAAAAUUAAGUACGGAAUGAAAUGUAUAAUUGACUCUCUAAGAAAAAAAAAGUGGUUUUCUCAUUAAUAAACAUUUGAAAAGUCAGCUGAACUAGGCUUGAACUGAAGAAUCGUUUGAAUGAAAGUUGUGAGUCUAGAUGGGCAUUAAAAUUCAGUACCUGAACUCAUUUUCAUCAUCUCUUCCAUAAGCAACACAUCUCGACUGUGAGUAUGCGACUGCAUAUCCAAAAAAAUAACCGACUAUUCUUUUAUCAUUUCUGUGAGAUAGAAGAAGUUUUCCUUACUGUCGUCCGAGUGAGAAGGAACAUGAAGGUGACUGAAGAACGCCAGAAUCAAAAUGUUCUAAUCGAGCAGACUUUGUAAAUACCACAUCAAAGAGAAAAAGACUCCCAGUAAAAUAUUAAACUUCUGCAGAUGACAGUUGUUUGCAUUAACGUAUUUUUCGGUAACUACUGUGCGUAGUAUUAGCUGAGUGUUAUACAUUUUAAUUGUCUGAGCCCCAACAUGUAUAUUUGUAAUAUGAACAUACAAGUGUGGUUGUAUACUAAAUAUAGUAUAUAUAGAAUAUAUCUAAAUAUACAUAGUUUGUAUAAAAUUGUGCUUUAAAAUCGCACUAUCUUCAGUGUUACCCUGUCCUUCAUUCAAACGCAACAGCUACAAGUGCGUCGAUCACCGCAUAUGAAUAUCGAAAGAAACGUAAUGUGAAAUUAUGUUAUUAAGAUGAGACCGAGCGCAGAGCAAUUUUGCCCUCCGUCGUUCAACCGUCUGCAACGGUCUCUGCAUUCGAGAAACUUGUAGUAUGCGGUUGAUUUGAGAAGUGAUUUUGAUACUAGUUUCAUCCUAACCCGACCUUCACUUCUUCCUAUUUCGAUAUAAUGUAGUGGCGUUAGCAAUCUGCGAAAUGAAGAGGAGGUAUAUCAAAGGAUUACGAAUGUCUAAUCAGUCUUUGCUAUGUCUCUUUAAAGGUACAAAUAUUUAGAGAACAAUUAACUUCAAGUAGUUCCUUGAAGGAUACUGUUCAAGGAAAGUGUAUCAUUUACGAAAAAUUCGUUCUCUCUCUACAAAGGGCUUUAAUAGUCUAAUGUAAAAGAUAGAUCAACAGACGCUAUUGACCGAAUGUCGUUUGUUGAUCACUCACUGAUCAUUUAUAGAUUACAGCUUUACGUUGUGCGAUUUUGUGUUACAAAGAUGAGUGCAAUAUGUUGUGAUAUUUCUUGUGUUAGACGUGUUAUUUUGUGCAUGUUCAAUAAAUAAAUAUUUAACUUUCCCACUGUCUUAGGUAUGGCAUUGGUUUCAUUACCUUUAAAUCCUGUCAUCUUACCAACUUUGACUGUGUUAUCUGUAUGAUCAUGUAUGCAUCCUACUUUAGGACGAUUCAAGCAACGAGCAAAUAAUCAAAACGAAGCUUCAUCCAAUAAUUCUUAAAUCCUUCUCUUGAAACUUUGCAUUUCAAAAACAGCAACUUUCACCGACAGAAGUGUUGCUUGUUUCCAUCCAUUUUCAAUGACCAAUCCAAAGAAACAAGUUUUAAGCUUCCAUAAAACAUUUCAUUCCUUUUGUAGCAAUUCAACAGUAGAAUUAGAAUCGAUUAUCUCGUGUUCUAUAAAACAAAAAAGAUGGAAAGAUUAUUAUUAUUAUUAUGGCCAUCGCUAUUUCUACUUACGCGUAUUAUAUGUAGCUGCUGCAGCUGCCCCCAUAAUUUCUUAAGAUAGAUUUAUUCAAUAAUAAAAAUGGAUCGCAUCUCAAGCAAUUUCAAAUAAACAAUUAUAAACAUAAGUUUCUAGGGACAGUCUCCCAUUCGUCCAUUUUUAAUGUCUUAUGAGAAUAAGCUGAAAACUGGAUACCUGCCAUUCUUUUAAUCAUAAAUCGUUGAUAAUUAUCUGUCAGCAUGGAUUUAAAUGAAAGUAUUUGUAAAUGUUUAGUAAAACUUCAUUUUCCAAAACAUACUUAUGAGCAUUUACGUAACAUGCAAUUACAAGAACAUUGUCAGAUACGCAUUAAAAUCUCUUUUAAUAAAAAAUGAGAGACCUGUCUUCCUUAUGUAAUCACACUCUCGGAAAAGUAAUUUUUCACCCAGUCCGCCUUCGCUCUACCCUUUAUGACGUCAGCAAAAUAAUUACUUAAAAAAAAAGCGUAUAGGGAUGUGAGGAGUUGUAGUGAGCUACAAUGUUAGGGUUGGAGAGGAGUAACAGAAAGGAAGGAGUAGUGAUAAUUUGCUGACAAAAAAGGAAAAGGGUGUUAGUCAAGAUAACCAGAAUGUCGAUGGCCAUUUCCACCUUCGAUGGUAGGAAUACUUUUCUUGUGAUGUUUCGAUUCAAUUUCCUUUUAUCUCACCGCACGACUUAAUGAGGGCCUUCUAAUCAUGAAAUCUUACUUACAUUGUGUAACUAAACUUACGUGUAUUCUCGGCGAUAAUAUACUUUCUCACGUCAUAUAUAUUAUUGCUGUAUAGGACAAUUCAAAUCCUGCUUGAGAGCUGAAGUUCAAUUCUUUCAUUUAAUAUGU